AUAGGACUUAUUUUAGGGUAUAACAAUUGUCAUUGCCAAAAGAUCGAUAACGAACUCAAGAAGAAUGCUUGAACUGUUUGGAAUCCGAUUAGGCGUCGUUUUGGUCACCAGAUUCAUCCUGGCAACGAUAUUCUGGCACGUGGACAAUUCCCCCAAAGGGGUUCAACAACGAAUUGGGUUCUUUGCCUUCGCCGUGUCCACCACCUUCUACACUUGCGCCAAAGCCAUCCAAGAAUGCUACAUCUUCAUGCGAGAAACUGAUUAUAAUGCCUACCGCCGAUCAUUGUACAUCUUCGCCCACUCCAUAAUUUCCAUCCCUUCCUUAAUCGUCCUCUCCAUCUUCUUCGCCGCCAUAACUUUUUGGAUGGUGGGAGUCGUGGGACUCGCCAGUGGCCUCCAUGGGUUCCUCUUCUUCUUCUUCACCAUCGUCGCCUCCUUCUGGGCAGGGAGCUCCCUCGUCACAUUCCACUCCGGCGUCGUCUCCCACAUCAUGUUCGGAUUCAUCGUAGUAGUCACCAUCCUCGCCUACUUCGUCCUCUUCAAUGGCUUCAUCAUCUCCCGCAACCGAAUCCACUUAUACUGGAUAUGGUUCCACUACAUCUCCCUAGUGAAGUACUCGUACGAAGCCGUUUUACAGAACGAAUUUGACAAACCAACAAAAAGCUUCGUCAAAGGAGUCCAGAUGUUCGACAAGACGCCGUUCGAAACAACACCGACGACAGUGAAGCUUAAGCUGUUGCAGAUUUAAGUAUAGAAAUUGAAUCCUAAAGAAAAAACAAUGCUGUCGAAAAUUUGCUCCUACCAUGUGGCCAAUAGAAAAAAAAAAUGAAAGAGAAACAACGUUGUUGUUGGAAAUUUGCUUCUAUCAUGUGGUUGCUUACAUGGCAGCACAUGACCUCAUGUGUGGAAUUUCGUUAACAGAGCUAAUGGAGUUAUGUGAGGUAGAUGAAAAUGAAACAGUUUUUGAAGU
Molecule: messenger RNA, 970 nt
Organism: Rubroshorea leprosula
Lineage: Eukaryota; Viridiplantae; Streptophyta; Magnoliopsida; Malvales; Dipterocarpaceae
Source: the annotation of a GenBank genome assembly